UUUCAACAUUAUCUAUAGACAUUUUUCUCAAAUGACACUAAACAUAUUUGCAUCAGAUUUAGUAUAAUAAUAAAAGAGUAUAAUCAGUAAAGAGAACUUGUUGGCUAACUGAAGCUAACACACAUCGUGUAUAAAGAAAAUCACUUCACAGUUAUUUAGUCUCCACAAGGGACAAAGCUGCAGAACCCCACUAAGUAUCAACUUAUAUUUAUACACACAUGUAUAAAUAAAUAAAUACAUAUAUUUAAGUAUUUAUUUUGUCCUCCAUACAAGUACACAUAGUACUAAAUUAAAACCUACUUAAAACUACCUUUAAUACAAGUACUUAAAACUACUACUACAAUAUGUACUUAUAACUACCACUAUAACAAGUACACAUUGUAGGCUACUUCUAUCACACCUACUUAAAACUACUACUACUACUACAAGUACUUAAAACUACUACAAGUACUUAAAACUGCUACUACAACACAUUCUUAAGACUGGUACUAAGUACUUACGACUACUACUCCGCUAUCUGUACUACUACUACAACACGUAGUACUAGUACCCCAAACCUCCGGCAGGGGGCGCUGGCGGAGGUUUUAACCGCUUAAACGCUCCGUGAGUGGGCGAAGAGAAGAGGUUAAAGGUCAAAGACGAGGGAGGAGGAGGAGGGCUCGUCUCCUUCCUUCCUUCCUUCCUUCCUUCCUCCUGACGGAGUCACACAACCUUCGGAGACUUUUAACAACUUUAUCCGGAGUGUUUCUAAAACAAGGCGCCCGCGCGGCCGGACCGGCGGUGACGUAGCGCUGUGACGUCAGCGGUGACGUAGAGCGGCAUGUCGAAGCGAUCCACGUCCGUCUGGAUGUGACCGGUAGGCGGGUUAAACCCCCCGAGCCCCCCGGCUGCUGGUAAACAACCGGGCGGCUUCGGUUUAAAGAUUUAACUUAACAAGUUUAUGACGGUAAUUCAUAGAAAACAACACGAGGAGAUUAAACGAGGAAAACAGAUCAUCAUAAUAUUCAUUUGUCAAUCUGGAAACUGGAGAUUUUUUUUGCGUUUUACAUUUCAGAAGCGAUGUAAUAAUACAUUGACUACUACUACACUAUGUUUAUAUAUCUGUCUAUAUAUAUUUAAUGUAGUUAUACCACAAAGCCAGACGCUGUAUUCAUCAUGAGGUUUAAUAACACGUGGUGCGUAUAGGAAUCAAUAAAAGGGACUAAAUCAUUUAAUAGUAGCUGAAGGCUUUUUCUGACUGGUUAUUAACGACAUAAUGUGAUUAAAUACCAAGCAUAUAUUUCUCUAAAGUUUAUAAAGUGUCGCACAACUUUCAUCUGGAAGAUUUAAAGUUAGAUUAAAUGGAACACAAACUAAUUCUAAUAGCUUCCUUUUGAUGAAGUAUUUCUGAGUAAAGUAGUUGCUUCACCACAAAGGAAACUUAACUGUUAACUGCUUAUAAACUACAUUGACCUUUGACCUUGUUUGUCAGAGGAGGAUGGAGGGAGAGAAAGAGACGGCUGAGGAGAAGGAGGAAGAGGAGGAGCUUCGCCAUCACAUCACAGCGGCGUCCUCGGUGGACGACCUGGCUCUUCCCAUCAUGCAAUGGGAGGAUCUGAGCCAGCGGAUAGCCCAGUUGGAAAGACAGGAGCAAGAGCAGAGGGAGAGGUCAAAGGUCAGCCGUGAAGAAGCGUGUGGAAAGGGUUCUCUGAAGACUGCAUUUCCUGUGAGCCUUUCUUGGCCCCCAAAGAGGGGCGCCGGAGGGGAGUCGGGGGGGGGCGUGGGGCGACGUCUGGGAGGAAGACGACACGUCGAGUAGGAGGCGUCGAGUCGCCGUCGACAAUUCGCAGUUUCAUAACCACAGAAAGCUUCAGCUGUGCUUCAUCAACAGCAGCGACAGUGAGGAUGAGGAGGGAGACGCCACAGAGAAGGUCUCUGCAUGUUCAUUGGCCGGAGGUUUCCAUGGAAACGGGGCGUAACGGUUGCUAUGGCGCCGGGCUGAAGCAGGAAGUGGCCAUGGACCUGAGGACGCUAAGGGACAAACUGCUGGCUGAGCAGAAGGACGAGGAGCGUGUGGAAGGCAUCAGCUGUGUUGCUGAGCAGAAACAUCUGGAGCGUUGGGAGCUGCAGAUGUGUUCAGUGCAGCAGCUCGUUAGCUUGGGAGCGUCGCUUCAACAGGAUGUGCACGCUCUCAGCUCCGAGUUGGUGUCUCACCUUGUUGUCCGGGACCAGCUGAGGACGAAGCAGGACGCCGUGCUGCUGGACGUCCAGGACCUGACUUAACAAGCGGGACCCCUGACCGGGACCCUGCACCUCUGCACCACUGCUCCGCCUCCUCAGACAUUAGCUGAGAUGCUAAUUAGGCCAAACAAACAGGGAGAUUGGACUGGAGGGGUCCGGUAGAACAGGAAGUUGAGUUCAAAACAACAAAGGUCGUGAAAAACGUGGAGACGAAGCCCGAAGGAAACGUGAGCGAGGAGAAGAAGUAACGGAGGAAAGUGAUCAACUAGCGGACGGAAGGAAGACAAACAGCUCCAGCUCCUCCAGACGGAGGACGGCUGACGGACCACAACAAAGGGCCAGAAGACCACUCAGCAGCUCAUGCAUGAGACACACAACUGGUUGGUGUUAGUAGAAGAGAAGAUGAAACAUGCGUGUUGUUAACGUGUGUGAGCCACGUGUAGGAACACGUUCAUUCUCUCGUGAUCCUGCAUGAAGAAGGAAUAUGAAGAUUAUUUAGUCAUCAACAAUGAACGCAACAGAUGUGCAAAACUUGUGUUUCUCUAGUGACACAAACUACAAAUGUCUUCUUCUUGGACGUAAACAAACGUAAAUGCAAAUGAGGCGAAUUGAGUUAUUUAAUUGUUGUUUCUUAAAACAAAGAGAACGUUACAUUCAGCUUGUGUAGCGAGACGAGAUCAACUCUUUUUUCCUUAAAACAACAACAAAACAAUGUGGAAUUUAUUCAAGACAAAGGGGAGAUAAACAUGUUUUUAUAAUUGUUGAUUAAUGAUGUCAUUGCUCGAUCUAAGUAAACUAAAACUGCAUCACAGAGGCCAGUUUGUCCUCGUGGUUUGGGACAAAAACUUAAAGCACUUGUUUUAGUUCAUUUAUAAUAUUUAAAUGUUGCUGCGUCUUUAAUCAAAGCUCAACACUCACAUUAAGGUUUACUGCUAACGAAUAAAGGGAAUAAUCCACUCGAUUUAGCCAACAUAUUUUUAUAUUGCUAACUUUAAUAAUUGUUGACUUUAAGAAGGUGGAGUUUAUAUUUUUCCUGCAGUAAUGUUUUUUGAAUAAUUCAAAGACAUUUUAUUCCAAUAAAGGGUAACUCACAUUCACGUUUAUAUUAAAAGUCACAAUGAAAAUAUGUUUAAGUGUUUCAAUAACAAAGUGGCGGAGAAACAGAUAAUAAGAAUAAUGUCUUUAUAUUUCAAAGUAUUUAGUAUUUAAAUAUGUAUUUUCAAGUGUAAAUACAAUGUAUUAUAAAUGUAUCUGAAAAUGUGAGACGUGAAUUGUGAAAUAUAUUUUGAUAAAAGUUUCCUUCAUGUUUAUGUCCUUAAUGAACAUUUUAUUGAAAUACAUUUUGUAGAACUUUUUAAAACAAAUAUUUUGUGUUUCACAAUAAAAGUAGAACAAAAAUCAAUGAUCAAUAACAAGAUGUUAAAAGAGGUGAUUUAAAUAGUUAGAUUUGGACUUUAAUUCCACUGCUGUUUCCUUCUAAAAUAAAUAGAGAAUAUCAUGUGACCACAACUCUUCAUCUGAUUGGGUGACUUUUUUUUUACUGACAUACAAAAGUUUUCAGAAAUCUCAAAUGAACAAAUAAUGAAAGUUUUACACUUUUUAUUACAUCACAGGUCACUUAGCUGACGCUUUUUAUUCAAAGCAACUUAUAUUGCAUUUCGACAUGAAGGAGCAGCCAUCGACCACGACUUCUAUUGUUUGAAUAACGAUUUUAUUUAUUGGAUAUUUUUCAAAUAACUUUUGUUAUUUGAUGUAUAAUUUAAAGAGUAAUUAAUAAGUCACAAUAAAUACCUUUAUGUUGUUUUCCUCCUGUUUGAGGAUUUAAUAAAUGUGUAUUCAUGAUUAUGUCGCCAUGUUUGAUCACAUGUUCAAAGCCAUUGAUGAUGAUGAUGGUGGUGAGGAGGAGGAGCAGGGACAGGAGGAAGGAGAAGGGAUGAGGAGCUGAUGAAAAGAAGAUGAGAGCAGCUCCUCUGGAGGAAAUCGAGGAGAUGAAGGUCAGAGAAACCCGGAGAGGCCCGAGAAAUAGAAAAAGAUUCUUCUGAGCCAGAAGACGUCUCAGCAGCAGAGGAAGAGGAGUAAAGCAGGAGGAAGAGGUAGGCGGGACCGGGUUGGAUGUCCUUCAACUGCACACAUUCAACGAGCAGCUGAUGCUAUUUUCAAAGCACAUAAACAGAUUAUUUUUUUACAGAAACGAGUCUCCCUAAAACAAUCAGUUAAAUGUAACUUAACUGAUUUUUUAUUUGUCUGUACAACAACAGAUGAAUAAACAAUCCAUUCAAAACUAUGAAUGUGCAUUUUUCACCUCUGACCUUUGACCCCUUCGCCUCCUCAGCUUGAGGAGAAACCUCCGGAAGGCUUUCGUUAAUUAUUGAGCAGCUAAUUGAGCGAAACGUAGUCUUCAUCAGCAGAAAACCCGCCGGCGGUACAUUGAGAACGAGGUUUUCCAAACUAAUGACGCCGUGCCCCCCCCGCGCCCCCCUCGCUCACCGACACGGGCAGGCGAAGGCAGAGCGAGAGUCGGCGCCUCGGUGAGUCGGUGGAGCAGCUGAGAUGACCCGCCCAGGAGCAACCCACACAGGUGCAUCAUGGGAUUGAGCCUGAUCCCCACGUCAGACAUCGGCCAGGCGACGGGGAGCCCCCCCGACACCUCGCCCCCCCCUGUGUCGUCCUGCAGCAUCGACGAGUCCUACAAGUACGUCUUCCUCCCCGUGUGCUACUCGCUGACCUUCGUCUUCAGCCUCACGCUGAACUCGGUGGUGCUGCUGCGCUCCUGCCGGCGGCACGGCGGCGGCGUGCGGCGCUGGAACACCUCACUGAUCUACAUGGUGAACCUGGCCACCACCGACCUGAUGUACGGCCUGUCGCUGCCCUUCCUGGUGGCCAGCUACGUGCUGAGGGACCGCUGGGUGUUCGGGGACUUCAUGUGCCGCCUCGUGCGCUUCCUCUUCUACUUCAACCUCUACUGCUCCAUCUUCUUCCUCACCUGUAUCUCCGUGCACAGGUACCUGGGGAUCUGCCACCCCAUGAGGACCAUCACCCUGGAGAGCAAGCGGCUGGUGAAGUGGACCUGUGCGCUGGUCUGGGUUGUGGUCUUCGCCCUCACCUGCCCCAUCUUCCGCUUCGCCCAGACAGGGUUCGUCCAGCGAGGCGGCGAUGGCGCCGGAGGAGCAAGGGAAGCUGGGAACGCCACGGGACCCCGGUCUGAGGACGGUUACACCAACUGCUGGGACGAUGCCAUUGACGAGGAGUUUGCCGACUACGUUCCCUACGGCAUCGUCCUGCACCUGCUGGGCUUCUUCGUGCCCUUCAUGGUCAUCGCCUGCUGCUACUCGCAGGUGGUCCGGACCAUAUUCCUGACGCUGCGCACGCCCCCCAGCUCAGUGGAGGGCGGCGAGGACGGCGGCGCUCCGGAGGGCGCAGGGGGGCGGGAGAGGAGCUCAGUGUCCAUCUCCGGGUCGCAGUACUCGCACUACAUCCGGCGGCGGCGGAAGUCUAUCAAGACCAUCGUGACCAUCACGCUGCUGUUCGCGCUCUGCUUCCUGCCCUUCCACGCGACCCGCACGCUCUUCCUGCUGCUGCGGCGCGGGCAGCUGGGCGGCUGCGAGGUCAUGAAAGCCGUCUCUAUCUGCUACAAGGUCACGCGGCCACUCGCCUCCUGCAACGCCUGGCUCAACGCCCUCCUGUACUUCCUGACCGGGGACAACGGCGCCCCCUGCUGCUGGCCGGCGGGGCGCAGCGUCCGCCGGGCUCCCUGCCGCCGCCGCCGGGCCGCCGCCCUCUGGUGGCCCCUGAAGGUCCUGAGGAAAGACGGCCCGGCAGAGGACGACCGGGAGGCGUCGGAGAAGAUGGAGAGGGCGCCGCCGCACGCAGAGAGCGAGUCCAAGUCCUCCAGGGUGGUCUUCUAGGAGGUCUGUGGUUUCCUGGGAAACGCCUUCAAACAGGAAGACUGUGAAUUUAAAGAAGCUCACAUCCUCGCCGUCACUUAAAAAAAUAUACAAACACAGCAAGCAGAUAAACUGUUUAAUGAAUCAGCAAAGAUAAAUCAACUUUAAAUGGCUUCUACCAUGAUUGGACUUGAAAAGAGGAACAAGAAAUGUGAAUCCGGAUAAGAUUCAAAUAUUAAAAAAUAGCUAGCAUCAAGCUUUAAAUGAUUUUUUUUACAUUUAUCUGAAUGCUCUGUAUCUUCAGUUUAGUGAGACGUGCACGAGAUAAAAGAACUCCGUUGACUUGUGUUUCUAAAUAUAGUAGUACAGAUUUGUAUUACUUAUUUUUAGUCUUAUAUGUUAAUGGUUUUACAACAAAGAGACUUUUUAAAGUGUGAAAUAAAAAUAAUGAACUCA
Messenger RNA from Gasterosteus aculeatus aculeatus (three-spined stickleback), 6560 nucleotides. The record is from RefSeq and is a predicted model, not a curated record. Lineage: Eukaryota; Metazoa; Chordata; Actinopteri; Perciformes; Gasterosteidae.